AUGCUAGUAUCUACGACUCCUCUUCCAGUAUUGAGACCAUUAGACUUGAACAACGACCAUGAUAGCGACGAGACUAUUGGCAAGCAUACUGCUUGUAAAUCUCAUCUGAACACUUUCCUGGAUGAUCAUGACAGAGCACAAGUGUCUCGCUAUGGUCCAGCACAGACACAACCAUCAGAACUAUUAUCUACCGGACAAAAGCAUUCAUCUGCUCGAAUAGUUGCAUCCAAUAGAGGAACACCACCUACUCAAAUUAAACGCAUAUCCAACUCUCAAGUCGGACAAGUCCGCUCAACAACGUCCUCACUAUCUCCAAAACCAUCUGGACCAUCGUCAACACCUAUUGCUACAGCUCCAACUAAACAUUCAGCAAAAGCAAGUUCAAGAGCAAAUAGACCAGUACAGAAUAGUAUUCAGUCUUUUUCACCAUCUAUUGGACGAGCUCAGUCAGCACAACAGCAAAUCGAUCAUCUCCUGUUGCUACGUCAACGAGACAACUUGUUGAUGCGAUCACAGCAUUUACAGCAGCUGCUACGUGAAGCAGAAUGUACAGUGACCAAGCAAGCCAAGGAAAUACAAGUUCUUCGUCACGCUGUGUCCGAUUCCAAUCCAUUUGACUCCAACACACACCCUUUUAGAUAUAAUGUCGAUAAUACUAAUGACACGAUUGGAGAUAUUUCGGAUGGGUUCAAUACAAUUGAAGCACACCGAACCAUAUCCGACUUAUUAGUAACUGUAGCAACGUUACGGUCAGAGUUGACUGCCACCAAAGAACAGUUGGCAAUAGAGCAGCAUGCUACUAGCCAUGCAAUGAUAAAUCGGGUAUGCUGUCCGUCCUGUGGAGUAUGGUUUCAAGUGGGCCAGUCAGAAAAUACAUGCAUCUCAAACCAAAAAGAUACAGCUGCGAGCACUGCUUCUACCAUACCAUCAAGACCCUAUGUGUCUACCAGAUCUGGGCUUGAAGCAAAAAGAUCUCAUGUCCACAUGCUGAAUCAAAUUGAUCAAAACGAUGAGAUUAUUGAGAUUGAGAUGCCAUCAUUGGUCAUGUCUGGUAUCCGUAAUCGUGCAGAGGGCUUGAUAAACUCGACUGGGAAAAACACUAUAAAUGGAACACAUUGCUCAUUGCCUAGUUCUACCACCUCAACUCAUUACAACACUGGCUUGGUGCGGAUUGGUACUUUUAAUCAAGGCGAUGAUGCUGACUCGAGACAUUUGGAGUGUAACCAUCCCACAUCUCCAAAUAGUCGUAAUAGAGGUGGGAACGAAUUUGAUGAUAGUCAAUGUAUCAGUAUGAUUGGCAGCUUGCUAGACGAUACGCAUUUGAUGGAAUCCACGGCAGAAGAAAGCUUUAGCCAACCACCCCGAGCAGAUUUCACUAAUGGGUUGGAAAACAUAGAUAGAAUCUAUCAAUCACCUUCCAAAGAGAUUCUUGUUGAAACAUUCCAUUCUGGAUCUGGAUCUGGAUCUGGAUCUCCCACACGCAAGCAACCUGUACGUUAUCACAUGGAUGCUCAUUCGCCCCGUCAUACCAAAUCCGAUGCAUUUCAAGAGCAGUUUAUAGGCAUUAAAACUGCCAGCCAGAUGCUAAUUCCAGAACCAUCAAUCCCAUAUGCAAGUGCUCCACCAGUAUCUAGUCGGCUACUAUCCCCUAUCCCAACUGUUUCUGCAACAGGCAAAGCAAGUAGUCUAACAAGCACCAAGGCAGUACUACCAUAUCCUCAAUCACAAUCUCAUUUAGGACUACAAAUGAUAUCUCCUGCACAACAUUCAAAAGGAUCAUCUAAUCCAACUAGAUACCUGCAGCCACAUGAACCUACACCUGUCUGGGUCGAUGGAGCAUUGACGUCAAAAAAGACGUCCACUUGGAUAUCCUCAAUAGACAAACAGUUGAUUAUCAAAGAGCGGGAUGCGUUGGAGGAGGAGUUGUUGUUGCGGUAUAUGCAGCUGCGUAAGAUGGAACAACGUUACACGGCCGAGUUGGAACAACGCGAUCGCGAACUGGAGGCCAUCAAGUUAAAGACUGCAAUCGAUGCUAGUGGUAAAAGUACCAAUGUCCGAUUUUCAUUAGCUCCAAGAACCUCCACUCCAGAGUAA
This is a messenger RNA of Batrachochytrium dendrobatidis JAM81, 2094 nucleotides long. RefSeq lists its product as uncharacterized. Bases 1 to 2094 code for a protein of 697 amino acids. The record is from RefSeq and is a predicted model, not a curated record. NCBI's taxonomy places the organism in Eukaryota, Fungi, Chytridiomycota, Chytridiomycetes, Rhizophydiales. The transcript has a single exon.